AUGUUAUUUUAUCUGAACACCUUAAAUUUGACAAGGUUUUUGAGAGAAGAUGCUCGAUCUCUUAGUGAGAAUGAAAGUGAUGCACAAGUUGUUGCAACAGUGGAUGCAUGGAAACAUGCAGAUUUUUCCUGCAGGAGCUAUAUCCUAAAUGGAUUGGAUAACACAUUAUACAAUGUGUAUAGUCCAAUCAAGACCGCAAAAGCAUUGUGGGAUUUGCUUGAUCGCAAAUAUAAAACAAAAGAUGCUGGAACAAAGAAAUUUGUUGUCGGUUGCUUCCUUGAUUUUAAGAUGGCGGAUUCCAAAAUAGUGAUCAAUCAAGUCCAAGAAGCUCAAGCCAUCCUGCAUGAAAUUCAUGCAAAAGGAAUGUCUCUGAGCGAAUCUUUUCAAGUGACAGCUAUUAUUGAAAAAUUACUUUCGACUUGGAGGGGUUUCAAAAACUAUUUAAAACAUAAAUGCAAAGAGAUAUCACAAGAGGAUUUGAUUGUUCAUUUGUGGAUUGAAGAGCAUAAUCGUGGUUCUGAAAACAAAAAUGGACAUCGUCUCAUGGAAUCCAAGGCAAACAUUGUGGAAUAUAAGCCAAAGUUUAACAAUAAGAAAAGGAAGCAUCCCAGAGAGAACUCUAAGCAAGGUGUUAAAAGUGGAGAUAGUCCGAAUUUUAAUGGCAAAAUGGGAUAUUGUGCCAAGGAUUGUCACAAGAGCAGGACUCAAGGGAACUACAAGAAAAAAAAACCUGCUCAAGCUAACUUAACUGAAGAAAAUAGUCUUUGUGCAAUGGUUUCGCACCUGAAUGUAUCUGGCAUUGUGUCUGAAGUCAAUUUGGUGGACAACCCCAAAGCAUAG
This is a messenger RNA of Camellia sinensis, 840 nucleotides long. RefSeq lists its product as uncharacterized. NCBI's taxonomy places the organism in Eukaryota, Viridiplantae, Streptophyta, Magnoliopsida, Ericales, Theaceae. The record is from RefSeq and is a predicted model, not a curated record.